GGAGAGGGAACAAGAGAACACAAAAGAUUCAUAAAACUAAAGCAGUUGUGGAAGACAGCACAGGUUCCUCAUAAAAGCUCAAACUCUGACAAGUUGAAAGAAUGGGCGGCCUUCCAGUGGUCCUGCUCCUCUGCAGUUUCCACGCGCUCACAGCUGUAGCCCAAGACCAGCAGACCGAGAGUACUGAUGCACUUGGGAGCCUUUUGCCGGACAACUGUAGGGAGGAGAUGUAUCCUUGCACCAGGAUGUACUCGGUCCACCGGCCCAUCAAGAGAUGUAUCGGUGCUCUUUGUCUCUACAGCCUUUCUCGUGUCUACGUGAUCAACAACGAGGUCUGUACGAGGACCGUGUGCGAGCAGGACGAGCAUCGGAAAGCCGAACUGUGCAGAGAGUUGUCCGGGUGGCCCAGGCGUGUUGAGAGGUCAUCUAAUAGGAAACGCUGUCGCAAUCGCCAUAGCAACCCCAAAACCUGGGCAAACAAGGCCUGAUGGGGCCCAGGAUGGAGAU
Messenger RNA from Cyclopterus lumpus (lumpfish), 507 nucleotides. It is a transcript of the gene mfap5, whose product is annotated as microfibril associated protein 5. Lineage: Eukaryota; Metazoa; Chordata; Actinopteri; Perciformes; Cyclopteridae. The record is from RefSeq and is a predicted model, not a curated record. The transcript is spliced from 7 exons. Gene Ontology annotation, biological process: embryonic eye morphogenesis. The coding region runs from base 102 to 488 and encodes 128 amino acids. Gene Ontology annotation, cellular component: microfibril.